This is a messenger RNA of Anolis carolinensis (green anole), 772 nucleotides long. RefSeq names its product tuftelin-interacting protein 11-like. Gene Ontology annotation, molecular function: nucleic acid binding. Gene Ontology annotation, biological process: spliceosomal complex disassembly. The record is from RefSeq and is a predicted model, not a curated record. Lineage: Eukaryota; Metazoa; Chordata; Lepidosauria; Squamata; Anolidae. Gene Ontology annotation, cellular component: U2-type post-mRNA release spliceosomal complex.
GCGUGCGCAGUCGCUAGGAUUUCGCUGAGGCGAAGGCUGAGGAGAAGAAGCAGGCCUCGGAUUCCCUCUCGAGAAGGAAAUAAGAGUUUGUCGGCCAUGUCGUUGUCGCACCUGUUUGGGGGGGGCGGAGGGGGGUCCGUCCCCGGGCAGGAGGCGGAGGCGGAGGGCGUGGAGCUGGAGCCCUUCGAGGUCACGGAGUGGGACCUCCAGAACGAGUUCAACCCCCUCCGCCACCGGCAGCACCGCCAGACCAAGGAGCAGGCCCUCUACGGCGUCUGGGCCGAGAGGGAGGAGCGGGAGCAGGAAGGGGCGGGGCCCGGGCAGGAAGUGGAGGAGGACUCCGACGACGACGACGAGCAGGAGGCGGGAUGGGAGGACCUUGACGGACAGCACCGCCACCCACACAGGGCCAGCUUCGCCGGGAAGCGGUCGCGGGAUUAUUCCGCUCCGGUGAACUUCAUUAGCGCCGGAUUGAAGAAAACGGCGGCCGAAGAAACAAUAACCGAUGAAGAAGAAGAAGGAGAUUCAGAGGAAGACGAAGAAGGAGGGAAAAAGAAUCGGAAAAAGCAGGAAAAAACCCCCAAAAAGGAGUUCGUCCCGAAAAGGCUGAAGACGGGCAUGAACUUCAAGCCGAGCCAAAGGGCCUUUUUUGGGGGGACGAAGUCUUUUUUGGAUUUUGGGAGCUGGGAGCGACACACCAAGGGGAUCGGGCAGAAACUCCUCCAGAAAAUGGGGUACGUCCCCGGAAGGGGCCUCGGCAAGAACGCACAAG